AUGGGUCUCCGAUUGUACCAAGCGCCUGUCGAGUCCGACAUCCAAUCGAGGUCGGCGGCAGACAAGAACGCUGCCGAAGCUCGAUCCUCCAUUAGACGCAGCCGCCUCCCGACUGCCGAACAACGGCAGCAACGCCGACGUCGCCUCGCUAUCACCGCUGCUAUCAACAGUGGUAAUGCUGCUGCUGCUAGUUACAACUAUGACAACCCCAGACGCCGAUCCCCUCCGGCCGAACGAUCAAGCGGCUCCAACAGCGACAGCAACAGCAACAAUGCGCCCAACAAUGCGGAAUCUAGUCGCGACACCACACGCGACGGGGCUAGUCGUCUAGGUGGUAUGCUCGAUGACCAGGUCAUUGCCUUGUUUGGCAGGCGGUUGGCUCACCUGCAUUCGAUGUCCCAGUACCCAGGCGCCCUAACUGACGAUGAGGAUCCCGAACCUAAUCCUUUCCUCGCGCAUUUGACCGCGGAACCACCUUUUGCACACAUGGCCGUUGAGCCUGGCUUUCUAUCUCGUAGAGUGCCGCCGCCGCCACCGCCGCCCGUAGAACCUCGUACAUCGUCUCAGAUGAAUCGGGGCCCACCUACCCCGAGUCGAGAACGCGCAGCUCUGCGCCGCAUCAGGGAUCGGGCCGCGGACCGGGCCUCGUCUCUGUACGGCACAUGGGGCAAUCCUUACCCGAGACCUGAUGCAAUUUCUGGUCGCCGUCGAGGUGAGCAGGCACCGUCUGUUGGGACGCCGCGACUGGAUGGUUUAGGAGAUCGCAACCGGAGUCUCAGUCCCGAGGGCGACCAUGUAUGGGACAUUUUCACGACCACCCUGACGCCAGACCCGCUAACGCCCAGCUCUGGCUCUUCGUCUGCUUCCGCUUCGGCAUCUGCCGUUGCCUCGCAAAACGCGGCGGCACCCUCCGUCGGGACUUCUGUCACCGUCCCGGAUGCGCCCUCAGAAGCUAUAGAACUUGAGCCAUCGUGUGAGUCGGGAGGUGAAAAUUCCGACACGGAAGGUGAUGAGGAGGACGAGCUGGACGUGAACCCGCUUACUCGUUUCCCUCCUAGCUUGAACAGUAUUCGGCGGUCGUAUGCGGAUGUUACCCGCAAUGAUAGCAGCGAUGACUCUCUGGAGAUCUUGGGCGGUAUGGGAGGCCUGCAGCGCAUCGUGCGCAACCUUGCUACGCGCGAGGAUGUCCCCGAUGAAUGGUGGGCUGAGGCUGGGCUUAGCCGGAUGCUUUCACGGGGUGCAUCUGGGAACUGA
Molecule: messenger RNA, 1254 nt
Organism: Neurospora tetraspora
Lineage: Eukaryota; Fungi; Ascomycota; Sordariomycetes; Sordariales; Sordariaceae
Exons: 3
Coding region: 1-1254 (417 amino acids)
Source: RefSeq, a predicted model, not a curated record